AUGAAUGGCAGCGAUGAUGUAACUUUUGGAAAUGAUAUGUUAACUUGUCUAAUUAAUAUAAAUACUGAAAGAGAUUUAGAAAGAAAGAAUAUCAGUGAAGAUGACGAACUUUAUAAUGGAUAUGCAAGGCCAAUGACUGAUGAAGAAAUCAGUGAAAUCGUAUUGGAAGUAUUUGUUGCAAACCAAGACACUACACCAACAUCACUUUCUUUUAUAAUUUAUCAUUUAUGUAAAUAUCCGGAAUAUAAAACUCGUCUAAUCAAUGAAAUUUUAUCGGCUUUUCCUCCAGACUCAACCAGCAUAGAUUCCAUUAAUUAUGAAAAUCUCGAAAAAUUAAAAUUUCUUGAAGCGUUUAUUCAUGAAGUCGCGAGAAUAAGUCCUGCAAUACCUGCCUUGAUGCGUACAUCCACUAACAAGGAUACAAUAAAUGGAUACGAAUUUCCUGGUCACACAGCAUUCUAUACUUAUUAUCACGAUGGUAAUCCAAUGCUUCGAGAUGGACCAACUGGUGAUUGGAUAGGAACAUUCAUGGGUCAUAAAGGUGCUGUCUGGAGUGCUAAAUUAAGUAAAGACGCUUCAAGAGCUGUGACAGCUUCUGCAGAUUUUACCGCUAAAGUUUGGGAUACAUAUACCGGGGAUGUUUUAUUUUCUUUUACUCAUGGGCAUAUUGUACGCUCAGCUGACAUUUCUGAUGAUGGUACACGCAUUGUAUCAGGUGGACAAGAAAAGAAGUUAAGAUUAUACGAUCUUAAUAAACCUGAUGAAGUAAUUGUUGAAAUAGAGGGACAUGAGUCAACUAUUAAAAGUGUUAUUGUAGAUGGCGAAAGAAAUGUGGUGCUGAGUGCUGGAGAUGACAAAGAAAUUCGUUUAGCAAAUUCAUUUAAAACAGAACAUCCUAUCACCAGUAUGGAGCUAUCAGCCGAUGGAAAAUAUAUCACUUGUACAGCUGGAAAAAUUGUCUAUUUUCUUGAUGCCGCAACUUAUCGAGUUGCAAAAUCAAUUGCAACGGCCUAUGAUGUUUCUUCAGUAUCUUUACAUCCCGAUCAUAAAAGAUUUGUUGCAGGUGGUAGUAAUGAUUUAUGGGUGAGAAUUUAUGAUUUUGAAAGUGGUAAAGAACUUGAGGUGUAUAAGGGUCAUCAUGGUCCAAUUCACACAGUAAGCUAUAGUCCUGACGGAGAAAUUUAUGCUACAGGUUCAGAGGAUGGAACUAUAAGAUUGUGGCAGACAACACCAGGCAAAAGUUAUGGUCUUUGGCAAAACAAAGCAUCAAAAGAUGAAAAAGAAAAUGAUGUUAAUGGAAUACCAACAGAUUAA
This is a messenger RNA of Entrophospora sp. SA101, 1314 nucleotides long. Lineage: Eukaryota; Fungi; Glomeromycota; Glomeromycetes; Entrophosporales; Entrophosporaceae. The record is from the annotation of a GenBank genome assembly.